Messenger RNA from Coccinella septempunctata (seven-spotted ladybird), 1830 nucleotides. Its product is annotated as 4'-phosphopantetheine phosphatase. Gene Ontology annotation, biological process: coenzyme A biosynthetic process. The record is from RefSeq and is a predicted model, not a curated record. Gene Ontology annotation, molecular function: ATP binding; pantothenate kinase activity. NCBI's taxonomy places the organism in Eukaryota, Metazoa, Arthropoda, Insecta, Coleoptera, Coccinellidae. Bases 311 to 1393 code for a protein of 360 amino acids. The transcript is spliced from 4 exons. Gene Ontology annotation, cellular component: nucleus; cytosol.
AAAUUUAACUUCCCCCAUGAGGGAGAAAUUGUCAAACUCAAAAUUUAAAAUUUCACAAACAUAAAAUGAACAAUGAACAUUAGUAACAAUACGAAAUAUUUCUCAGAAACACUUCUUUCAACUCUCUGUGGUAUUCUUAUCAUCAAUAGCUGAUAUAAUUAACAGGAAAGUAAGCACAUUUAUUUUUUGUAGGAAUAGUCGAUUUGUUUGAAAAGCUCAGACAAUACAAAUCAAAAUCAGGUGAUAAGAUAUGAGAAACGAUUAAGUAAACAACCGGGUUAAAUUAUUAUAAUAGCAUAAACAGUGAGUUAUGGAUUUUGAAAGAAGUGUGUGUCCUGUUUUGAGAAAUCCUCAUAGUUAUGACCCAGAUACAAUUGAUUUGCAAAAUGAUAUCAAACAAAGAGAAUAUUGGUUAACAUGUCUGGAUCAAAUGAUCAAAAAGUUCAUACCAAAGGCGUCAAUUCUGAAUCCUGAAGAUUUGCAAGCUACCGAAAAGGCUGAAAAAAGUUACCAAACUUUCCAUAUGUUGACUGAAAAACUGAAAGAUAAUCCUAGUUUAUUAAAUCCUCUUAGCGUGAGAACAUUAUUAGAAUUCAAUGAAGAUAAUUUAAGAACAAACAACUUGAAAGAUGCAUGGUGGAUUCAAAAGCAAAAGGAAACUGCUGUAGCCUUCGAUAAAUUUUCUGCUCGUUUGAGGUAUAUAGAUUCCAUAGUGCCAUUCAGGGAUAGGUGGUUGGAGGUGAUAAAGGGUGUUUUAGCUGGAAAUGUUUUCGAUUGGGGAUCAAAAGUGGUUUCUGAUAUGCUGGAAAAAUCACCAAAUUUUGAUCUUUUUGAUGCCAUGAAUACAAUUCAACCUCGUCCCUGGUUCAAAGAUGAUUUUGAAUUAUUUGUUAGUAAAAUAGAGACUUGUCCAUAUAAAAAGGUUGUGAUAUUUGUAGAUAAUGCUGGUAUAGAUUUUGUGUUAGGAAUAUUGCCGUUUGCAAGAGAACUAUUGAAACUUGGCACCAAAGUGAUUCUAGUUGGAAACUCCUUACCUGCUCUAAAUGAUGUGACAUUUAGAGAACUUAAGACAUACUCAAUUGAGGCGUCCCUUCAGUGUAGUAUAUUUAAAAAUGCCCUGAAUGAAAAAAAGUUACAGUGUUUUGAAAAUGGCCAAAAAGGACCAUGUCUUGACUUAUCUAGUUUACCUGAAGAAUUGUGCAAUACCAUGCUUACGACUGAUUGUGUAAUAAUUGAAGGUAUGGGCAGAGCUGUGCAAACCAACUUUUAUGCAACCUUCACUGUUGACUGUCUGAAGUUGGCUGUUCUGAAGAAUGAAUGGCUUGCGAAAAGCCUUGGGGCUUCUCAGUUUUUUGUGAUAUGUGAUUUUCAGAUAGCAACAAACAGUACCUGAUUAGAUAGUAGAUUGAAAUAUUCAUGUUAUUAAUUAAAAUCAGUGCAGUUACAGUUUAUUUAACCUAUUAUAUGUUAACCACUGAUGAUGAAACUCACCAAACAGCUUUUUGAGAACUUGAGGAAACAAUUUGAAUUUUUCAUGAAAUUUUAUACAAAUAUCUACGAGACAUUGCUGUGUGAUACUGAAACAAUGUGAAGUAUGUAGAUUCAAAUCUAUGAGUGGCGUUUUUAAAAUAUUCCUUCAAUAUGCCAUGAUAAUUUCGUCAACAGCAAGUUAUUUUAUUAUUAUACUCUUAAAAUCAUUGUGGAUUCAACAUUAUUGUUUUAUGUUUAUAAUGACAGUGACUUUGUUUCCAUCUCGAUCUUAUUUCACAUUUAACUCUGGAUUAUGUCAAUUAUGUGUGACUUUUAUUCAAUAAAACUUUCUGAAACUUU